AGUUUCAUUCUAUCCUUUGCCUCCUCAAACAAAAAAAAAAAAAAAAAAGAAAAAAAAAAAUGAAUAAGCUGCAACAACAAACAAGAAGAAUAUCAAAAGCACCAAAAUUAGCUCCCCUAAUUGCCCUCACAUUUCUCUUAACAAUCCCUUUAUACUACCCCUUCCACACCCACUCUCCCAAAAACCUACUACCCCUACAUAAUACCAACGACAACAGCCCUUGCUCCGGCGAUGGCUGCGGCGGAGAUGCGGCGGGGGUCGGCGGUGUUGAGGCGGAACAAUGCGACCUUUUCUCCGGGGAGUGGGUCCCGGAUCCCGAGGGGCCGUACUACACGAACGAGAGUUGCUACGCGAUUCAGGAGCAUCAGGAUUGCAUGAAAUUCGGAAGGCCAGAUUUAGGGUUCUUGAAGUGGAGGUGGAAGCCCGACGAGUGCCAGCUGGCGCUGUUCGAUCCUCGCCGGUUUCUCGAACUUGUCCGGGGGAAGUCGUUAGCGUUUGUCGGUGAUUCUGUCGCCAGGAAUCACAUGCAGUCUCUCAUUUGCCUCUUGGCAAAGGUAGCGUAUCCAUCAGACGUAUCAGAAACAACGGAUGAAAACAAACGCUAUACAUACACCGAACACAACUUCAACAUUUCAAUUUUCUGGUCACCCUAUUUGGUGAAGACCGGCAAAUUAGACAACGAGCCCUUCGAUCUCUACCUCGACGAAUUCGAUCCCAGUUGGACAACUCAAAUCUCACACUACGAUUAUGUCAUCAUCUCCGCCGGCCACUGGUUCUUCCGGCCGACGUACUUCCACCUCGAAAACCGCCGCGUCGGCUGCCUCUACUGCCCCGAGCCCGAAAUCACCCACCUCACGCCUGUUUUCAGCUACCGGCGUGCCUUCCGGACGGCUUUCCGGGGAAUCAACGGCGGCGGCGCCGCCAGAUCCGGCGGCGGCGUGACUUUUCUGAGGACGUUCGCGCCGUCGCACUUCGAGGGCGGCGGGUGGAACAGCGGCGGGAACUGCACGCGGACGAGGCCGUUUAGGAGGAACGAGACUGUUCUGGAAGGUCCGGGUUUGGAAUUUUAUACGGUGCAGUUGGAGGAGCUGGGAAUUGCACAGAGUGCAGGGAGGGGAACUGGAGGGAAGUUUAGGCUGUUUGAUGCCACGAAGGUGAUGCUGUUGAGGCCGGAUGGGCAUCCAAGUAGAUACGGGCAUUGGCCGGGGGCAAAUCGGGUAUUGUACAAUGACUGCGUGCAUUGGUGUUUGCCUGGUCCCAUUGAUUCUUGGAACGAUUUUUUGCAAGAGUUGUUGAUGAGAGAAUUAGGAGAUGCUACAUAAACCUACAUUCAUAAUUUUUUUAUUCACCAUUCAUAUUUAAUUAAUGGAUAGUUAAUUAUUAUUUUAAU
Molecule: messenger RNA, 1390 nt
Organism: Erythranthe guttata (spotted monkey flower)
Lineage: Eukaryota; Viridiplantae; Streptophyta; Magnoliopsida; Lamiales; Phrymaceae
Product: protein trichome birefringence-like 19
Cellular component (GO): Golgi apparatus
Molecular function (GO): O-acetyltransferase activity
Source: RefSeq, a predicted model, not a curated record